UCUUUCUUCUAGUUUUUAGAGAUUUGUGUGGUUGUUAGUCUUUUGUACAAAAAGUGAACAAUUUGCAAAGCUUUCUAAAUCGGGCACAAUAAACUACAAAAUUCAGACGGGGCGUUAUAUUUACAAGAUUAAUCAUAAUUUUUACACAUUUUUAUAUUGCACAAAGUAAAAAAUAGGCCAGUCGCGCAAAAAAAAGAAAAACUCAAGAACAAUAACAACCCUAUCACUAGAGCAGGUACACGCAUAGAUGAUGGUUGGGAUGAGUUCACACAAACGCCAUUAAAUCAAAAGAAUGGCUGUGUCAUAAAAAUCCAUGUCACACAAUAGAACAAACUGAAAACAUAAUUAUGAGUACUUAACCAGAAUAAUAGCGGACGAAAGAGAAAAGAAGAAGGCAAGGCGAAGAAGAAGAAGAAGCAGCAUAAAGAGCGCGGACGUGUGCGCCACUUUUGCGACAUUGCACAGAUAUUGAGCGUACUUGUGUUUGUUGUUGUUGCUUGCAAUAAAGGUCAUCGCUAGCGGUGACAGCGAUGUCAGCGGCAGCGGCCCGAACACCAUUUGUAUAGUCGUCAACAGUUCUGCAGGAUCUGUCGAAGAAAUCCGGAAUUCUCUCUCUUACACUCAGCUAAGGCAAUUGCAAUUGUGAAAGGGCAAGAGAAACCACACCCUGAAUGUGCGUUUCUGUGACAGCCGACAGCCAAUGAACGAACUCAAAUACGAGAGGGAUGAUCAGCAACUAUUAGCAUGGAAAUGGUAAUGCACAAAUAAUGCGUAGAUAUCCAUAAAGGAUAUUUCAACCCGGCUAGGACUAUUAAAGCAGGAGCAAAAUCGCAAGAAAGCAUCACAACCAUUCGACAUCUCGUGCGCAAUAGUCGUCCAGUUGUUUGAGUGCAUUGAAGACGAUCGCGUUAGUUUAGUGCUAAAAUAAUACAAAAAUAAUAAAAAAUUUAAAAAAACACAAAGACAUAUAUAUAUGCUUAAGAUAAACAAUAUUCGAAAACUGUUUUUGAAAGCAACAAAAACUAAAGUGAAAAGACUUUACAAGUGAUUAAAUAAUACUAAGUUUGUUCCAAGUGGUGCCAGUACACGGCUAAAAAAAAUGAGUUCCCCCGAUAUAUCACCAGAUCCUGCGGACAAAUACAAUAGAUUGUCACCGUCUUCUUCAAGUCGCAUACUCUAUCAUGUGCCUUGCAAAGUUUGUCGCGACCAUAGUUCCGGCAAGCAUUAUGGCAUCUAUGCUUGUGAUGGUUGUGCCGGAUUUUUCAAGCGUUCCAUACGACGCUCACGCCAGUACGUUUGCAAGUCACAGAAGCAGGGCAUUUGCGUGGUCGACAAAACCCAUCGUAAUCAAUGUCGCGCCUGCCGCCUGCGCAAAUGCUUCGAAGUUGGCAUGAACAAGGAUGCCGUACAACAUGAACGUGGACCGCGUAACUCCACAUUGCGUCGGCAAAUUCAGUUGUAUAAAGAGGUCGUGAUGGGCCCAGACCCGUUGCCAUCCGACCUGAUGAUGAGUCAUAGGUUAUUUAAUGCUUUUCCAAUGACACCUAUGCUAAUACCGACUGUGCCACGUCCACCACCUCCACCACCACCACCACCACAACAUCAUCCACAUCCAGCUUUGGCCAAUCCUUUUCAGCCACCAAUAGUAUUGGAUCUAUCAGUUUCGCGUCUAGCAGCACACCAUGCCAUGCAACAGAGUCCAUUUGGUUUCUUCGCGCAAAACUCUUUCAUGAAUCGCUCAUUGCCACCAACGCCGCCACUAAUGGCCGCUGAACACUUAAAAGAGACUGCCGCCGAGCAUCUCUUCAAGAAUGUGAAUUGGAUUAAGAGUGUCGAGGCAUUCCAGAAUUUGCCGCUACCUGAUCAAUUACAAUUGUUGGAGGAUUCAUGGAAGGAAUUUUUUGUACUAGCCAUAGCCCAGCAUCUCAUGCCGAUUAAUUUUCAACAGUUACUCUUUCUCUACGAAUCGGAGAAUAUGAAUCGUGAAAUGGUUAAUAUGGUCAAGUGCGAAGUGCACUUCUUUCAAGAGGUACUCAAUAAGUUAUGUCAUCUCAAUAUCGAUACCAAUGAGUAUGAGUGCUUACGUGCAAUCACGCUCUUCCGUAAGCCCAACGAAGAUGCUGCUAACAAUUCAUUUGGCACUGGCGAAAGUAGCAGCCCAAAUUCAAGUACUUCCGGCGAUUCGCGUGGCCCUGUCGAUUCGGUCAAAAUAGCCGGUUUGUGUGAAGAGGCACGCGGUACCUUGCAGGCCUACGUGAUGCGCACAAAACCCACACAACCAUUGCGUUUUCAAGCAUUGGUUGGUAUACUACCAUUGCUCAGCAAAGUGUCGGGAUUCACAAUCGAGGAGUUAUUCUUCCGAAAGACAAUUGGCGAAGUCAAUAUCGUCCGGCUAAUUUCCGAUAUGUACAGUCAACGCAAGAUUUAAAAUCGCUGCGUUCCAGAGUGCUGAGAGACGUAAGAAACGCAAUCGCUAACGCAACCACAACCACAACACCACUGCCGCAAUAUGUUGCUAAUGUUGCCAAUGAGUUGCGCGCGGGAUCGCUUAAAUGGAUUAACUGCCUUAACGGGCGCUCGUUUAGAAAAAGUGCUUUCGCACUCCAAGUGCCUUGCUAUAUAAAAAGUGCUGGAAACUGUGAUAUGCUCUCGUACUUUAGAGGCGAAAGCUCCCGUCUGCUUAAUAACAAUAAUGUUAGUGAAUUUAGUUGUAAACAUCGUAAGGUGACAAUUAAGAUAAUAUCUUAUCAGUUUAACGCAUUUACAGUGCAUUCGAAUAAUAUUUAUAUACCUAUGAGA
This is a messenger RNA of Bactrocera tryoni, 2799 nucleotides long. It is a transcript of the gene tll, whose product is annotated as protein tailless. The record is from RefSeq and is a predicted model, not a curated record. Lineage: Eukaryota; Metazoa; Arthropoda; Insecta; Diptera; Tephritidae. The coding region runs from base 1100 to 2428 and encodes 442 amino acids. The transcript is spliced from 4 exons. Gene Ontology annotation, biological process: anatomical structure development; positive regulation of transcription by RNA polymerase II; cell differentiation. Gene Ontology annotation, molecular function: RNA polymerase II cis-regulatory region sequence-specific DNA binding; zinc ion binding; nuclear receptor activity.